CCACACCCUAAAGCCAGGGAGGAGAGACGUUCAUCUGCAUUCUUCUUCUCUCCCAGUGAAGCUGCGCAUGGAUUGGCUCUGAAUCGAGUGAUUUCAGACAGGACUGUGGGGGGGAGUGUGGACAUCAACAACACUGUCCAGCGUCUGACAGAAGGUCUCGGCUGUUUGACAGUUCCAAAGGGACACCAUGACGUCCCAGAAGGAACCCCAGGAGGGACUUUCAACCCCGACCAAAGUGACUGGGCCAAGCUCCUGGUCCCGCGUCAACUGUCCCUGCUGUAUCUCUCCUCAAAUUGAGCCUCUGGUCCUGAUCCAGCUGGCAGAGAGCGUCCAGCCAAUCACCAAACAGUGGAUCAUGUCUGUGAUAGCAGCCCCUGCCAAAGCUGGAGGAGCUCAACUGUUAGUUCAUCCUGGUGAAGACAUGAAGGGGGACAUGAUAGUUGUGGCGGCCCCUCGUUGUACCCUACACAGGGUGACUGAGGAACUGGGCCUCUGCAAAAGAUACCAGGAUGGAGACAUGAAGGCCUUCUCAUUUGAGGACCGCGACAACUUUUGUAACAUUGAUGACACACAGCAGUUCCUGACACUGGCCGAGAGGCAGUUCAUAGUAAAACAUGAAAUGGAUCUAAUGAAAGCCUUAGAGGAACAGCGUAUCCCAGGAAUCCCUGCACCCAAGGGGAAGUUAAAAGCCAGAGAGAGCAUCUUGCAGAAGCUGGAGAAGGCAGGUUUGAUCCGCAGUAUCACUCCUCUGCAUGAUCAGAAGCGUCUGGCGGAACUGGGAAAGCAGUGGUACUCGCAAAAGAGCCUAUGGGGGCAACCGCUGGACUUUAUCCAUGAUUAUUUCGGCGGCACCAUCGCCUACUACUUCAGCUUUUUGGACUUCUACACAUUAUCUCUGUUCCCUCCAGCCAUUUUGGGUCUCUUCAUCACCUUUUUCCUCCCCAGCGCCAACUUCUCCACCGCAAAUCAAACCGACAGCAAAGCCUCUAGUAAAAUUAUUGACGAUGACCAUCCUUCAGUGAGCUCCUACAUGGUGCAGGCCAUCUUCAGUAUGCUCUGGUCCACAGUCUUCAUGGAGCUCUGGAAGAGAAGAAGCGCCUCCUUAUCGUACCAUUGGGGAACGUUCAAUUUAGCCGAACAGUUUCAUGAGCCUCGUCCCGGUUUUCAUGGAGAAAUCGGGACUAAUCCGGUGACUGGCAGAUUGGAGCCGUUGUUUCCCGACUGGAAGAGGAAGAUGAGGAUGGGUUUGGUUUCGGUGCCUGUGGUUGGUUUUUUUUUGGGGUUGGUGAUUUUAGGAAUGACAGGUUUCUAUUUUUGUGAGCGGCUGGUUUCAAGCUUUCAUAAAGGAUCAGGGUCAUAUUUCACAGCUGCUUUGUUGUAUCUGCCUUCGAUCGCACAUAUAUUGUACACUAAUGUGCUGGGAAACGUGUAUCGCAACGUGGCCUUGAAGCUAACAGAGGCAGAAAAUCAUAGGGAGGAAUCGUCUUUUGACUAUCAUCAUACCACUAAAGUGCUUGUGUUUACCUUUUUCAAUAACUUUGCUGUGCUGUUCCACAUUGCCUUCUUCAAAGAGGACAUGCCACUUUUGCGCAAGAGACUGUCUUCUCUUCUGAUUGUGACCCAAGUAGUCGGUCAGUUCACUGAGGUAGUGGUUCCUUUUUUGGUGGACCGUUUCCUCACAUCUGCAGACAGAAACCUUAAGGAAGAUGAUCCAGAAGUGGACCAUCUCCAGGCUCAGGGGAGUCUGCCAGUUUUCCCAGGGCUGUUUGCGGAGUACAUCGAGUUGCUGGUUCAGUUUGGCUACUUGAGUCUCUUCUCUUGUGUCUAUCCUCUCACUGCCCCUUUGUUACUUCUCAACAACCUCACAGAGAUCCGAACUGAUGCUUACAAGCUAUGCAAGCUCUUCAACAAGCCCUUUUCUGCCCCUGUGGCCAACCUUGGUGUAUGGCAGCUAGCAUUUGAGGUGCUGAGCUUCAUCUCGGUCAUUUCUAACUGCUGGCUGUUGCUUCUGUCACCACGUGUGAAGGACUGGAGACAGGAAGCUGGUCUCAGCAGCAGCCAAGUUAUUGUCAUUGCCGUCGUUGUGGAGCAUGUCCUCCUCAUAGUGAAGAUGAUUUUGGCCUUUAUUAUCCCUGAUGAACCAGAUUGGCUCCAAGUCAAGAGAGAACAAAUUGAGUAUAACUCCAUGCAAGCACUUAAAAAACAGAGGAUCAAGAGUACUCGUGCAGAUGACAAACUCCAGAAGGCCAAAAUGGGAGAGUGACCAAAGACUAUUUCACAAGAAGACAAUCACAAGAAGGGAGGUGCUUGGCUAUAAAGUUAUAUCACUUAGCCACUGUAUAACUUGCUAAUGUUCCAUAUGGCACAGUUUACCAAAGAUGGCUUCUACAGUUUACAUGGUAUUAAGGCCCAAUUCACUUAUUGUUUGAGGCACUUUUUUUUAAACUGCUGGGGGGGGGGGGAUUACUGCGUUCAGGGAAGAGACUGUAAAUAUAAGGAGAAUUGAGAAACAAGCAGCUCUUUAGGCUAUAUGAACAUUUUAAAAGAAUAGCUCACAAUCAGUAUUGUAUAUAGUUUUAAAUUUGUGUUGUUUUGUUUGUAUAUUUGUUCCUACAUUGUGACAGUUUUAACUGAUGAGUUUUAUUUCAAAAAAUUUGAUCAUAUUCUUACAACCAAUUUUACUGGCAUAAUCAACCAUGCAAUGCUUGCCUUCCUGAAAACAUUAGUGGCCUUGAAGAUAGAUAUGUACACAUACAUGUCAUACAAUAAAUGGCUUAAACCUUACACAAUGA
Messenger RNA from Danio aesculapii, 2792 nucleotides. It is a transcript of the gene ano10b, whose product is annotated as anoctamin 10b. The transcript is spliced from 14 exons. Gene Ontology annotation, biological process: chloride transmembrane transport. NCBI's taxonomy places the organism in Eukaryota, Metazoa, Chordata, Actinopteri, Cypriniformes, Danionidae. Gene Ontology annotation, cellular component: plasma membrane. Bases 188 to 2263 code for a protein of 691 amino acids. The record is from RefSeq and is a predicted model, not a curated record. Gene Ontology annotation, molecular function: chloride channel activity.